Gallus gallus (chicken) is the source of this 2415-nucleotide messenger RNA. It is a transcript of the gene GTSF1, whose product is annotated as gametocyte specific factor 1. Bases 130 to 648 code for a protein of 172 amino acids. NCBI's taxonomy places the organism in Eukaryota, Metazoa, Chordata, Aves, Galliformes, Phasianidae. The transcript has 7 exons. The record is from RefSeq and is a predicted model, not a curated record.
GGCAGCACGGCAGGUCGUUUCCGGCUAAGGGGCUGAGGAGAGGCGGUGGUGGUGGCGUUCGACUCCGCUCCGCUUCUCUCUUGAUGCCCUGAGGGUCUUCCCGGCCCGGUACUGCAGUCUUUCCUCACUAUGGAGGCAGAGGAUGACUUGGAUGAUCCAGAGAGAUUAAUACAGUGUCCAUAUGAUAAACAGCAUCAAAUCAGAGCCUGUCGUUUUCCCUAUCAUCUUGUAAAGUGCAGGAAGAGCCACCCUGAAGUUGCAAAGUUAUUGGCCACGUGCCCCUUCAAUGCUCGCCAUCUAGUUCCACAAGCCGACCUCGGUGAUCACAUAUCAAAGUGCAGGGACAAAGGGUUCAUUGAGCAUGAUAUAGCGUAUUGUUCCUCUGGCUUCCAAAGAGAUGAGGUGAAUGCUGUAAGCACAUGGCAGGCACCUCCAUGUGAUGAAGACUGGGAAACAGAGUUGCUAGAGCAGCCAAAUUCCCCUUUUGUUUGGGGUAUGACCAACUCUGGUAUAAACAGUUGCAGUGUCACCUCUGGACAAAAGAAUUACCUUCCUUCAAGUGUACGUGCACCUGAGUCCUCCCCGUAUACUGCAUCGUGGAAAGAUUUGCUUUGUGACAACUACAUGGACAGGAGAGAUACUAUAUAACAUUCUUCUUGAGAUUUUCCUAAGGAAUCUGAUGUUUGGAUUAUCUUCUGUAUCCUUUCUCUGAAGCAUUCUUUGUAUAUUUUAUUUAGUGUUCCUGACAGACUUCUUUAGAGUGGUGCCGAUUUAAGUAGCCCUGCUACGCAGUCACUUCAGCCUCAACUCUAAACAAGUCCAUCCUUGCUACCCUCUGCUCAUGCACACCCUCCCCACUUAGGCCAAAUGAUUUUCCUGUCAGUGAGCUCAGAGUAGGGGUAAAAUUGGGACUGCUUAAACCAGCACUGCUAGGGAGAAAAAAUAUCUAACUGCACGUGAAGGUGGGAGGAAGAGAGCUUCAUGUUGAAGUGACAGGUGCUGAAAUCACAGAAGUCCUCCCAGGAGAGGAAAAGUAAGAAACAGCAACAUGAGGGUUUGUACAUAGUGCUGAAAUGUGGUACCUUGGUCUGAUACUUUAAAACAAGCUUAUACAUUUGCAAAAGAGGUGCAUUCAGGGUUAUAUGCUUAGGAUGAUAAUGUUUGGUGUCAGCUGUAAGUGAACAGAUGUAGUUAUGCUGAGAGCAGGGAAAUGCCCUGCAUAAACUGCAGCUUUGCAUGAAUUCAGGUCUUGAUGUAGAGAACUUUUGUAGUCCCAUUUCAGUGGGAGCUGGGAACCACACAACAGAGGAAUUUCCAGGUAUUUCUACUGUGCACCUUAAACAUAGGUCCUGUACCUGCAGAGCAGCACUAUGUGUUCCUCCUUUCAGAACUGUAGGUGUCUCAAGUGAUCUCUGUGGAUGCUGGAUAUCUGGAAAAAUACUAGGUUUUUUGCUGAGGAGACACAGAAAAAUUUUCUCUGUAGUAACCAGCAGCCAUAAGAUUUUUGGUUAGUGAAGUCAUAUUUGACGGUCUUUUAUAGCCCGCAGAGCAUAAAAUAUGUUGUGAGAGUUUCUUCAGCCUUGAAGGAGGCUGAGACUUCUUAUUGCAUCUCUGCAUAAAGAUUAGUAAAGAUAAUUUGGAUCAAACCUAGAAGUCUAUUUCUGUGCAUGCACUUUCUGCACAGAUCUUGUCAGCAUCUGAGUGUGUCCACUAAGGAUAAAUUUGGGUUUUAUGGUAUAUUUUCAUUUACGGACACUUCUGUCUUCUUUCUAGAAAGCAUCGUGAUCGUGUCACUGCAGCCUCAAGCCAUAAGCCGUCACUCUGUCGUGUGGGUGCAUGGUGUUUCAAUUCAUACAAUAAUGGGGAAUCCUCUGUGAAUUCCUUACAACGUGCAAUUAUAACAUGCAACCCUUACAACAUGCAAUUAUGCAGUCCUUACUAUAUGCACGUACACAGCUGAAAUCUAGACUUAAGUACUUGUCUAGUUUCCAUUAGAGUUUUGCAGUUCUUAUUUGGAGAAAAGUUUUCCAAUGCUCAGAGCAUGUUUGAAAGCUCUAACAUAACUGUUCUUUCCUGGGGUGGGAAAAAGUUUAGUUCACUAUCAGUACAUCUAGGACUGUGGAAUUGUUUGGAUUAAACAGUAUGUUUCUAAAAAUGAAUGCAAAGUGCAAAAUAAAAUCUAAAGUACAAGCCCAAAAAACUAAGAAACAGCACAAGGUAUUUGUCUAGAAUAAAGUUAAUGCCACUGAUGUUUUGAAAAGAGUGCUCCUCAAAAUACUGACUUCUUACCAUUAGUGUUACUGCCAGUGUAAAAUAAUGUAUGUUGACUAGCAUAAUGUGCAAAAUUAGGAUUGGUUCUGUCAAGGCUCUUGUUGUUCAGAAUGACAGUUCAUAAUAAAAAGAUUUUGAAUCACA